Messenger RNA from Cydia strobilella, 4110 nucleotides. RefSeq names its product mitochondrial import receptor subunit TOM40 homolog 1-like. The coding region runs from base 114 to 1070 and encodes 318 amino acids. Gene Ontology annotation, biological process: protein import into mitochondrial matrix. NCBI's taxonomy places the organism in Eukaryota, Metazoa, Arthropoda, Insecta, Lepidoptera, Tortricidae. Gene Ontology annotation, cellular component: mitochondrial outer membrane; mitochondrial outer membrane translocase complex. The transcript has 8 exons. The record is from RefSeq and is a predicted model, not a curated record. Gene Ontology annotation, molecular function: transmembrane protein transporter activity.
CUGUCAACUUCACACUGCUGCGAUUGUCUUUUAUUCGACAGAAUUGUGUUUCACUGCACAUGUUCAUCGAUUUCUGAGGAAUUUAGGGAAAGUAUAUUAAAUUCCUCAAUAAAAUGGGUGCUAUAGCGAGCAGAUAUCGCGUGUCCAAUUCUGGACUAACACCCACGGACAUUAAUAAUUUAAUUCAUUUAGAGAAUGCAGACAAACGUGAAAACCCAGGGACAUUGGAUGAGUUGCACAAAAAAACCAAAGAUGUAAUGCCAGUAAAUUUUGAAGGUGGUAAAUUAAUGGUCAACAAGGGCAUAUCUAACCACUUCCAGAUGUCACACACAUUAACAAUGAGCACAGCUCAGAACGGCUACAAGUUGGGCGCCACAUACAUCGGCACAAAACAGCUGUCACCAACAGAAGCAUUCCCAGUGCUACUCGGAGAUGUGGACCCCUCGGGAAACGUCAACUUUAACCUUAUUCAUCAGCUCACACAGGAGAUCAGGGUCAAAGGAGCUGCUCAGGUUCAAGAAUGCAAGCUGACAGCCACACAAGGCACACUAGAAUACAAAGGGUCCGACUACACGCUCGCCAUGGCAGUCGGCAAGCCUGACUUCAGUGAAAGCUCCUCGGUCUUCGUUGGACACUACCUCCAGUCGGUGACGAAGCGACUAGCGCUGGGCGCGGAGCUGGUGUACCAGUCGGGCGCGCGCGUGGCGGGCGGGGAGGUGGCCAUCGCGUCCGGCGCCGCCCGGUACACCAUGGACGAUUCGGAAGUGUCAGCGACGCUGGGAGCUGCUGGUUUCCAUUUAUGCUACUUCAAGCAGGCCAGUGAACAACUUCAGGUGGUAGCGGAGAUGGACACGUCGUUCCGAGGAAUGGAGUCUGUCGGCACCAUUGGAUACCAGGUCACCAUCCCCAAGGCGGAGCUCGUCUUCAGAGGAAUGGUAGACUCAAACUGGAACAUCGGAGCGGUCCUGGAGAAGAAGCUGCAGCCCCUGCCCUUCACGUUCGCCCUCUCCGGGAUGGCCAACCAGGCCAAGCAGCAGUUCAAGUUUGGCUGCGGACUCAUCAUCGGUUAGACACCCCAAAGAUGCUCACACACUGUUGAUACUUCUUACACAUGUGUACUUGUUAUUCACAUUGGCUAUGUGCAUAAGCGUUGAUAACGCACUGUAAAACUUUUUUUUUUUUAUACCACGUCGGUGGCAAUCAAGCAUACGGCCCGGUAAGCAGUUACCGUAGCCUAUGGACGCCUGCAACACCGGAGAUAUUACACGCGCGUUGCCGACCCUUUAAAAACCUGUACACUCCUUGAUUGACCCAAAUUACUGAAAGCUUCCACAAUUGGGUCAAAAUUCUUUUCGUUGUCUUGUUUUUUUGUCCCGAAAAGAUCUGACCGAGUGGAGCUUUUUGUAUGGGGUGAAAUUCAGUUUUGAAUUUUUCUCAAGAUAAUUAUAAUCUACAGCUAGAAAUACAUACAAUAGCACUCAACUCUUUUUAUUUAUUUUAUAAAAGACAAAAAUAACAGCGUGACAGAGUGGUCAAAAGAAACAACACAACGGAAAUAAUUUUGACCCAAUUGCGGAAUUUCUACAAAGAAAAUUUUCAGGAACAAAUCAUGCUUUUUUAUGGAGAUUGAAACUUUCCGUUUCCGAAAUAUACAUAUCCAUGAAAUCUUCCCGAAAUUUCUGAGAACCUUUUGCAACUAGGAAUUUCUGGGUAUCAAAAGUUUCUCGUCUCUCGUGACAAAUUGCAGGGACUUAAAAACCGCAAAAGACCGGUAACCUAAAAUCCGCAACCAACCAACAUGGCCUAUAGCCAUCACAGUUAGACACAUAGCUACAAUUAGCUAUCAUUGUUUUCUAAACAAGAUAGAAAAACUAUGGAUGGUAUAGAAAGGAUGCCAAUCUCUUAUGGCAGAAUUGUUGCAAAAGUGACCGCUUCCAGCUUUAAAUAAUAGUUCCUAAUCUCUCCGGUGGCGCUAGUUAGGCUCUGCGACACGAGUAUAACAUGAACCAACAAAUAACCCGACCAAUUUACGUAGGUUGUUUUUGGUAGUAUUUCGGUGUAUGGUGGCGCCGCCUAAUUACUGUUUUUUGAUGGACACUUUUCAUACAUAGAGAUUUGGCUCCUUUAUAUAGUCUCCAUGAGAAAAACAUUAAUAUGACAGUGACAGACAGUGAGACAGUGGUGUGGGUUGUAUACUAGUACUAUAAAAAACAGCAAUGUUGUCCAGACAUAUUGAAUACACAAAAUAUUUUCUCACAAGUAAAAUGUUAAACCGGACAUACUUACAUAUGUGUAUUGCUAUAUUCCUGUAGGGUAGGGUAGGAAACAGUGGCUCGGAAAAAAAUAGCCGGGUACAGUGGCUCACUCAACCUAAUUCCAACAUGAUGAGGCGAUAUUGGGGCAACUGAGCCACUGUUUCCUACCCUACCCUACACGUUACUAUCCAAACUGACAAGUUCAGACAAAGAACAGUAUAUUAUAAAAUGAUUUCGAAUCAUUAAUUUUAAUUCAUUAUUAUUACGGACAUUGAAUGUAUGCGUGAAUUUUCCUUUCCGCCAUCUUGUAUGUAUCGUAUGCAUGUAUGUGUGUUUUGUUACAUUCAUACCUUAAAUCCAGUUGCAUUUAAAAGGGAUCUUUGGUAAUGGGUGACAGCUCAAAGAAUUAAGAAAGAAAAGAUCUGUAUUUGUGGCUUUCCAUCAGAAAAGGGUAUUUAUGCUACAUAUUAAUAGGGAUCUUUCCAUCAGGGUUAAUAAGGACCCUUUAAUGGAAAGUCACAUUUGUAGUUAUGUCCUCAACUAUACGAGGGUCACUUUUCAAGAUUUCUAGUCGGACCAAGCUAACUCUGCAUGGCAUUUGCAAUGACAAGGUGUGGCAAUAUCAAAUUUCUAUGACAUGACGUUUCGUUCUGUUCAAAUCGGUGCAAAGUUAACUUGGACGGACUAUAAACACGUCGCUAUAAAACGCGUGUUACACUGUCCGAUAUUUAGAAUUCCUACGUCGGAUUGGAUGGUCUAAUACGUCGUUAAUUAAGAUAUUUAUCAUUAUAAUAAACUUGUGUUACAUGAAUUAAAAAUUCAGAAAAUAAUUAGUAUAAUUGCAAUUUCGUUUGAUGGCGAACCAAAAAUAUGUAAACUCAAAUUUCAUCACAAAAUGCCUGAACAACGUGUAUAUUUGAAACUGUCACUUGUUGCAACAUUGUCCGUUUUUGCUUACUUUAUCAGACCAUGCUUAUAAGAUAGUGGGGAUCCGUUUAACCUUUUGGACGCCAAUGACCUAUAUAUACGCACCGUAGGUUCAACGCCAAAGACCGAUUAAUCGGUCAUAGACCAAAAGCAACAUAGACCUACAUGCAUAUGCAUAAAGUUCAAUUUCAGUUUUGACACUUCGGUGACGUGGCGUCUGGAUGAAAGCUUUUGUGUUUGACACGGUGUCGAAAAGGUUAAGGGCAUAUUCGAUAAACGAGAACACGACUAGGAAAAAGUAGAAGAAAAAUUAUUUUGACGCGAAAUUUUUUUUUUUAUAUGGCAAGUCGCACAAUGGGCAAAAAUGUUUCGCUUCAAAAAAAAUCUUCUUUUUUUUCCUAAUCAGAACAUGAUACUACAGAAUAAGUAAUAGUACUGCCGUACAGAAAGGAAACUUCCUACAAAACCGAAGUUUGACAGCGGUUCAAGGACGAAUCAUGCUGUCCCUUUCUUAUGUAUGGUACUAUCCCUUUCGGCUAUAUAGGGUUGUCAGAAUGCAGGGUCUUAUCUAUGGUCGUACACCCAAAGGGACGUCAAGUUGUGUCAACCCGAAUAAUUGCUCGGAGCAAUGCUGAGCCGAAAAAGCCCGAACGCUCUAGUUUCCUACCCCUGACGUAACCGAAUAUGCCCUUAAACAGAUACCCAUUAUUUUUGUUCCAUCCUGUAUAAUGCUAAAAAUACUUCUAGAAACAUGACUGGGUAUUUUGUCAUGUUUUCUCUUAUUCUGGAUAAAGUCUACUUUAGAUUGUUCUAUUAAUAUUAAAUUAUCGUGAGACAUAUUUCCAAAUAUUUAGAUCAGUACGGUUUCACUCACUAUUAUUUUUAGUCGCUUUUGGCGACGUGUUUCGGAUUCUUCGGGAAUCCUUCC